ACACAAUACUGUAGCCUAUAUCCUGAAUGUAGCUUAUGUCCUCAGCUGUAAAAACACAAUACUGUAGCCUAUAUCCUGAAUGUAGCCUAUGUCCUCAGCUGUAAAAACAGUACAGGCUAAGCGAUAAGUGCCCGAACACCGUUUCCAUGGAAACGUAAACAAAACGGUGGCAGUGAUUGCUUUACAUAACCUCGCUUACAGGCACACAAACCAAGCGCAAUAACUGGCGCCUCUAACAGAUGCAUUAUUUUUAUAAUCUAGCCACCAAAAUGGACUUGAACAAUAUAAGGCGUGUAUCCUCUGCGGGUUACCGGUUACCAGAACGAUCCGAUGGAACCAGACCGAAGACAACCCAGCCACCUGCGGACAGAACGCGCUACGCUAAAGGAGACGCGGUGUCCUUGGAGCAAAAUCCAGACAAGAGAGAUCCCGUUAAACAGGACCAAGUGUGGAGAGAGCUGGUAUGGAGAGAGGUGAGAGGAGUGCGGGAAUGGGAGAAGAACUGGAGCUUUCUCAGAAACUAUGACCCGAUGGGACAGCUAAAGACAGAAGAGCCUUUACCCAGCUAUGUGUCACUCUUUUCCGAUUGCAUCCCCAACACCACCAACCAGAUGUUUGGCAGCAGGUUGUCCACUCCACUGGGAAGUGAACUGCUCAAACUGGAUAGGCUGCUACUCUGGUCUGAAAGCCAUCACAAGCACAAGCUGGAUCCAGAGAUGCUGCCCUGCUAGACCAUGAGACAAAGCAGUUCACAUCUGUACCUCAGCACAUCAGAGUUAGUUUUUUAUUUUUUUGUUCAUUUAGUUUUUUUUGUUUUGCUGUUGUUUCAAACUAUACUGUCCUUAUGAGGAGCUCAGAUUGAUAUGGCAGUGGGUGUUUUUUCCCUUUCUUUCUUUAAGGUUUUUGUUAUUGUAAUGCUGAGGGAAUUGGUUGAAAAAAACAGCAAUAUGUUCAGAAGCCAUUUCAGGGAAUGUGUCAGGAGUAAUAAGAAAAUUAUCUUUGCUGUACUACAUUGUAUUCAUAUUCAGUUAUUCACUGAUCAUGUCUUAUAAUUUCUGUGUCGUUAUAGGUUUGGGUGGUUUAUUUGUGGCAAAAAUGCUACAUGCAAAGAGUGUAAACCUUAUUGUGAAAGUCAUUUCACUGAUAAAGACAAGAAGGGGAGACAUUGGCAGAUCAUAUUCCUGUCAUCCAAGCUCUAUCAUGUGUUUAAUCAGAUACUUGAUCAUCUAACAACACACCUGAUUAAAGUUGAAUGAAUAAUAGGUUUCACUACUACAUUUCUCUGCAGAAACCUGGCUAGACAGAGAGUAUUGCAGGGACUCACAAUAAACAAGCAAAAGAGAAAAUAUAAUGCUUGAAACCAGGCUUAAAGUGGUUAAAUAUCCUUGUUACAUGUUUUAGGAUGUCUAAACCACUGUUCCAUGGUAGGGCCAUGAAACUACUUUUUAUUUCAUAAUGAUGUAGCUCAUACCCACCUGCACUUUAUGUGAAUGGUAGCACAUCUCAAAAUGCCAUUCUUAAAGCUAUGAUAACACUGUUGUAAAUCACACUGCCCCUUUGCCUUAACUGCAAUAACAAUUUUGGUUCCUAGUGAAUUUGAAGCUUGUAUCUUCAGAUGGAUGAUAAUGUGGAUGUUGCUAUUAUCAGGUCAAUGUCCUGUUCAAAUAAAGAUUUUAAAG
Molecule: messenger RNA, 1679 nt
Organism: Monopterus albus (swamp eel)
Lineage: Eukaryota; Metazoa; Chordata; Actinopteri; Synbranchiformes; Synbranchidae
Gene: cimip5
Product: ciliary microtubule inner protein 5
Exons: 3
Coding region: 240-731 (163 amino acids)
Source: RefSeq, a predicted model, not a curated record